Messenger RNA from Rhipicephalus sanguineus (brown dog tick), 2753 nucleotides. RefSeq lists its product as uncharacterized. The coding region runs from base 15 to 2753 and encodes 912 amino acids. NCBI's taxonomy places the organism in Eukaryota, Metazoa, Arthropoda, Arachnida, Ixodida, Ixodidae. Gene Ontology annotation, cellular component: cytoplasm. The record is from RefSeq and is a predicted model, not a curated record. Gene Ontology annotation, biological process: regulation of proteolysis; proteasome-mediated ubiquitin-dependent protein catabolic process. The transcript is spliced from 21 exons. Gene Ontology annotation, molecular function: ubiquitin protein ligase binding.
GCCACUAGUCAACAAUGGCGGACGAAAACAUUUACUGCGGUAGUUGGAAGAUUACAAAAUGCAUAUCACUCGCGGCGGGCACCGAAGUUACGGAGGUCGAAGGCACUGUUUUCACGUUGGACGAAAGCGGCGACCUGUCGUGGACGAUCCCGGACCGUGCAGUCCAGAUGCCUUUCUUCAGCUGCGAGACUUACGAGGUUUUUCUCGGGAACCCUCAUUACAUACGGUUCUUUGGGACGUUUGCUGGACACAUGAUCGAAUUUCGGGUGGCACAUGCGGAUGAAGAUGGCAUCAACCUCAUCUACGAGGGGUGGUGCGUGCUCCAGUGUGUCAAGCUUGCACAGAAAGAGGUUGGCUGGGACGAGCCCUUUUCCUACCUGCCCGCCCUGGACGAGGGAUACUUCUCCGACACUGUCAUCACUGCCGAGGGCGGAAAAGAGUUUCCCGUUCACCUGACCCUUCUGCGGCUAAGCUGUCCAGCCGUGGAGUGGGCCGCAGGCAAGCCCAGCCCACUGGACGGACUGCCCGAGGACGUUGUCGCAGCCGCCUUGCACUGCAUCUACGCCGACUGCCUCCCGCCGACGCUGACGGAGGCGACGGCGAGGGCGUGCGUCUCGCUGCUCAGCCCGCCGGCUGCCGUCGGAUUCGAGCGGCUCAUACACCUCUGCGAGCUGUUCCUCCGCAACAUGGCCGUCAAGCAGCGAGUGAUGUCGCUCAUCAACGACAUGCACCAGUGCGCUGCAACGGUGGCGGAAUGCUUCAGCGCUCCGUCGGGAAAUGGAGGCGAGGGAGAGGGCUCGGAAGGCUCCGCGUCGCCCACGGCAAGCCCCGCACGGCUCUGCUACGUCGUGGGUCAGGCGUUGAGGGAGUGUGCCGUGGCGGCAGCCAAGCUGCUGCUCCUGUGCGGCGUGUUCUCACGGCACAAGCACCUGCUUUCUCGAGAGGAGCGGCAGGACCUCAUCAAGCACUGCGUUUCAAGGCUUCCCACGUUUAUGAAUCAGCUGCAAAAGCUUCUGGAAGCCGUGAAGAGGACGUUUGGGAACCUCUCCUUUGCGGAGAGGACAGUCAUCGCUGCGUACGUCGUCCCCGAAAUCGAGUCUUCCCUGGAGUCGCUGUUCCAGCUUAUUGCUGAAGCCAAGCGAGCGCUGGACCUUAUCAUCAGCCGAAUGACCAACGACAAGAUGACCACAGAACCGUACGUCGCCGACUUGCCCGUCGGCGAGCUGCUCAACCGGAACCUCAGAAACUCCCUAAACGUACGAGAGUUGGUGAAGUUGCGGAGUUUCUACGAAAAGGUUUUCAUGACCUUCAUCACUCUCAUGCGGAAAAAGGAAAGCUUCUGUGACAUGGGAGGCGGCAGCAAGAUUCGAUCUGUGGCGAAGAACUUGGAACAGUUCAUCGAUGAGAUUCCCAUGCUGCUGCUUCGGAUCGAGGAACUGCGGUCGGCCGUGCUCGAGAAGCAGAGCUGCAAGGAGUGGAAGUUCCUGUUCAAGUUGGGAACAUCCAAAGUGGCGUGGGUACUGAACAAACUGGUGAGCCACCGCGAGACGCUACACCUGGUGAUGACGCGCCUCUGCGACCUGGUGGCACGUGACCAGUUCACCGCAGCGCUCGUCGAGCUGGGAAUCGUCGUCCCAACGGGCGAGGCGCACCAGAACGGCGUAGCCGGAGACGAAGACGACGAUGACAUCAACACCUCAUCCGCCGGCACGACGGCAGAAGAGGGGGGCCUUCCCUGCGGCGGAAGCACCGCUGGACUUGCUGCAGCCUCCGCCGAGCCCGAACAACCGCACAGCGAACCAAUAGAGUCCUUGUGCCAGCCGCCGCCGGCCAGGGACAGCCGGCUGGCCAGGGACAGCUUGCGGCUCUUCCUGGACGGCAAGGACACAGACAUGUCCUUCGAGAUAGUUGCGGCACCGGGCUACGGUGGCGAUACAAGUCCGGAGCCGGUCAACGACACCGUUUCGGGCAUGCAUUGGCAGAUCGGAGCCCACCGCGUCGUCGUGGCGACCCGCUGCAAUUGGUUCAAGAAGGCGCUUCUCAGCGGCAUGCGGGAAUCCAUCGACCGGAAAAUAACGGUGCACGACACGCACCCAGAAGUGUUCCAGCUCUUCCUCGAGUACCUGUACCGCGGCUGCCUCGACUCGCGGCAACUCACCACCGAGCAGCUGGUCGAACUGAUGCAGCUCGGCGACCGGUACGAGGUCGACUUGCUGAAGCAGAUCGCUGAAGACGCUCUUCGUGAUCAUUUGGACGAAGACUCGGCCCUGUUCCUUCUCAAUUUGGCCGACCAGCUCAAUGCCAGAAAUCUGAGGAAUUCGGCGCUCGAGUUUGUCGCCAUCAACAAGGACGUCGUGAAAAGCGACGGCUACUCCGAGCUUCCGGACGACCUGCAGACCGAAAUAAUGGAGACCAUUACGUGGUUUGAGCUCAGAAGUUCUCAGCGAUCCGAAGAUGUGAUACCAUUCGGGUGCCAGUUCGAGCCCGCCAGUCCCAGCUCGGCAUCGUCCAGCCUACUCGACAUUGACGAGUUUGCCUCGGCGCUGAGCAUCUCUGGGAAGGAGACGGAUGCAACGCAGGUCAGCAGUGCGAUUUCACAGCUCCCGCUGACGCAGGACUCUGCGCAGCUCGAGGUCUGCGUCGAGCAGCUGCGCGACGUCGUCGGCGAGGCGGUGCCUCGCGAGGCGCUCGUGCAGGUCAGCCUCGCAGCCGACUACGACGUCAACCGAGCCCUCAACUUCUUCUUCGCCUGA